GAGGAAGAGGAAAGAUGGAUUAUGCGCGCAAGAUCGGGAAAUCGGACGAGCCGAAGAAAUGGGUAAAGCAGUUCACGACGAUCGUCUCGACCAGGGACGGUUUCAUAACGCCCCAAGAGUCGAUACAGGAGGAUCCCCGCCUGGUGAAUUGGAAGGGAUGGUUGGAGAGGCGGAAGGAGCAGUGCAAGCGCAUGGGAAUCAAGCUCGAUCGCCACCCCAUCGAUCAGAUACAGAAUUAUUCGUGCGAGAUGAUACGGCCGUUGGUCGAGAUGAGGAAUCUGAUCGACUGCGCCUCGUUGCCGGUGCCCGUCGUGCCCGACAAGUAUAGAGGCGGUCCAGAGUUCUGGAAGGUGGCCGAGAAAUUGCCCUCCGUCCCCUGCUUGCCGGACAUCCACUUCGCGUUGACGAAAAAGGACAUGAACAUCGCACCGGAAUUGACCUACGUCGGUUUGCCGGAGUUGAUCGAGGAGGAGAAGGAUUUCGUUUGCAUGUCGUCCAAGAAAUCGUUGUGGAAACGUAGCCAAUACCUGAUGAAACGUAAGAAGGAGUUGUCGAGGGAGAUAGGGAUGUUAAUUAGCAGGGAGCCGUACACCGGGGGAUUGGCGAUCAAGAACUACACGACGCCGAAGGAGGAGGUGAUACCGAAACUUCCAACGAUCACCGUCUACGCUUGCGACGAGGUGAUAAAGGAGGAGGACGAGGAGAAGGACGAGGAGGAGUACGAGAGGGAGAUGGAGAGGGAGAAGGAGAAAUGCACCCCUUGCGAGGAGUGCUAUCUGGAGCAGGCGGUCGUCCUCAAGAUCCAGGAUCGGGAGUUCUCUAUGGAGAGCGACUACGGAGAGUGCCGGUGGAGGGAGGGGAGGUCGCGGGGAGAGGAGGGGGGGAAGGGCGAGCCGAUCGUUUGGAGCGUGACGUUUCGCGGCAAGUUGAACAGGAGGGCGGAGAAGGACAUCGUGUUCGAGAACAAGGGGAACAGGGUGAUCCUGUACGAGUGGAGGGAGGCCGAUUACCGGCCGAGGAUAUUCCCCCUGAAGAAGUCGCCGAUAACGUGUUUCUACUUCAACAAGACGAAAGGGGUGAUCCUGCCCGGGCAGAUAAACAAGGUGCAGGUGUGGUACCUGCCGCGCGAGCCGUGCGUCUCCACCGAGUUCUGGAGGUUGGUAACCAGCCCCGUCCUCUCCCCCUCCCCGUUCAUCUUCAGGUUCUGGGGCUGCGCGGGGGACGAGCCGAGCGACUCGUGCAGGAUGAUCGAGGAGUACAUUGCUCGGUGCAUAAGGGACGACGCGAUACGAUCGGUAAUAAACGAUAUCGUGGAGAACAUAUUCCUUCACAAGAGGCCCGAGCCAUCUUACGGCAAUCUGUUCCUCGACUCGGAAUUGUUCGCGACCAAGAACCCCACGUGUUACUACACGCCGAGCGUGAUCACGGAUUUCCAUCGCCUUUACUCGCUCGCGACGAAUCAGAACAAGUAUCGGUGGAACAUGUCGCUGCUGGAGAUGCGGGAGACGAUGUUGAGGAUCAAACCGGCCGAGUACAGGGACGCUGUGUUGGCAGAGUUCGGAAAACUGUACAAACAGGCGUUGGCCUACACUCUUUACGCGCGGGUCUCGUCCAACAAGCACGAGAUAGUGUACAAUUUGUUGUGCUCGUUCUUCAAUCUGUUCGAGGGGGAGAGCGAGUUCGCGAGGAGCGCUUAUUUCAGGAAGGACAGGGGCCCUUUGCCGCUCGUCUGCGCGGAGGCCGCGGCUCCCGAUUAUCGCCGGGUAUCGGGCAAGAGUUACGUUACCCGGGCCAGGCGAAAAAGGGGGUCGCGGAUUCAGGCGGCGGGCGAGGCGGUCGCUGAGACCGUCGCUGAGACCGCCGCUGAGNNNCUUUAUCCGAGCAAUGAAUACCUUUACAAGCAAACGUUUUUCAUUCGUAUAUACAACCUCUUGGGGAACACGUUGGUUAGGAUAUUCGCGUCGAUCGAGUCGUACAACAAUUUGAACGAGCGUCACAAGUAACGAUGUAAAUAAAUACGAUGUUUCUAUUGUC
This is a messenger RNA of Apis dorsata (giant honeybee), 2034 nucleotides long. RefSeq names its product MYCBP-associated protein-like. The transcript has 2 exons. Lineage: Eukaryota; Metazoa; Arthropoda; Insecta; Hymenoptera; Apidae. The record is from RefSeq and is a predicted model, not a curated record. Bases 15 to 2003 code for a protein of 662 amino acids.